Molecule: messenger RNA, 2027 nt
Organism: Folsomia candida
Lineage: Eukaryota; Metazoa; Arthropoda; Collembola; Entomobryomorpha; Isotomidae
Product: glycine receptor subunit alpha-2
Exons: 11
Coding region: 314-1813 (499 amino acids)
Biological process (GO): signal transduction; chemical synaptic transmission; chloride transmembrane transport
Cellular component (GO): neuron projection; synapse; membrane
Molecular function (GO): neurotransmitter receptor activity; extracellular ligand-gated monoatomic ion channel activity; transmembrane signaling receptor activity
Source: RefSeq, a predicted model, not a curated record
CUAAGAAAGUACUGGGUUUGGAAAGGUCCAAUUUUUUAUUGCUUUAUUUUCUCUCCAAAUACCCCGAAUUUUGAGUAAAUCUUGUUCUGAUCUCCUUUUUUGAAGGAAUCUACAAGUAGGAAAUUAUUUUCAAAAUUAAUUUUAAGGGAAGUAGGUGAAAGUAGGAUCUGGCCAGAGUGGUGAAAGUGCUACUUAUUCUGAUUGAGACGGGGGAAAGUGAGACUGGAUAGAUUUUCUUGUCUCAACUUGCAUCCUAUCACGAAACUACGGCUACUUUUUCACAUCUGAUACAGAAAAGGGAUAAUUUCUUGACAUGAUGCGUCCCAGACUAGUUUUGACGUUUCCUUGUCUCAUCAUCCGUCUUCUCUUCAUCUUUGUGGCCAUCAUCGUCAUACUCGCAACGGCUGUACAACUGAGCGAUAUCGGCCUCACUGAAAACUCCGGUGUGGAUCCACUCUCUUCCAACUUCACUGGAGGACACGGAGGAGAUGACGACUUUGACACAUUUCGCGAUGAUUUCGAGAAACCCAUGCUAUUUUCCGACCUAAUUCCGAAUCCGAGAUUGUAUGACAAAAUGAGACCUCCAAAAAUUGACAACAAACCGACAAAAAUCGGAUUUCACGUCACCGUGAUGGGACUCGACUCUAUUGAUGAGUACUCCAUGACUUAUGCUGCUGACAUAUUUUUCGCCCAGAAGUGGAGAGAUAAUCGCCUCCGAUUACCUGGAAACAUGACAACUGAGUACAGGCUUCUGGAAGUGGACUGGCUGCAGAAAAUGUGGCGACCCGAUUCCUUCUUCAAAAAUGCCAAGCAAGUCACAUUUCAAACCAUGACGGUCCCAAAUCACUACUUGUGGCUGUACAAGGAUAAAAGCAUCCUCUACAUGGUCAAACUUACUUUGACAUUAUCGUGUGCGAUGAACUUUGUGAUGUACCCGCACGACACUCAGGAAUGUAAACUUCAAAUGGAAAGUUUGUCGCACACCACGGCGGACUUGGUCUUCGAAUGGGAAGAGGUGCUUCCCUUGGCCGUGGAUCAAAUUGAACUCCCUCAGCUCCAACUUGUCACAAAUCGGAUUCAAGACUGCACUCAGGUCUAUUCCACAGGAAACUUUACCUGUUUGGAGAUCGUGUUCGUGCUGAAGAGGCGACUUGGCUAUUACUUGUUCCACACGUACCUGCCGACAUGUCUCAUAGUUAUUAUAUCGUGGGUCUCAUUUUGGAUUCAGCCGGAAGCUGCCCCUGCAAGGGUCACGUUGGGCGUCACCUCGAUCCUCACACUGUCCACGCAGCAUGCGAAAUCUCAGGCUGCACUUCCACCCGUUUCAUACCUCAAGGCGAUUGAUCUCUUCAUGUCGGCUUGCACGAUAUUUGUCUUCAUGGCUCUGAUGGAAUACUGUUUGGUCAACAUUUUACUUGGAGAUACCUUUGACGACCCGCCGCCCACUCGUAGGAAUAGGCACCGACCAAGGGUUUAUAAUUUGCGCCCACAACUCCGGACCGCUCCAGCUGCUGUUACUGUGAACAUGACCAAUUUGCAACAGAAUCAGAAUGAGGAUGACAAAAUUGACAGCAACACCACCAACACCAACACCAACACCAACACUGCCACGAUUGAUAUGGAACCCAUGAAUUACGAAAUACCACCACCGCCACCCCCACCAACCUCGAAACCACCAAAGGAUGCGAAUUGCAUACAUGCGGAACGACGCCGACGAGCAUUGGCAGUUGAUCGAAUCUCACGAUUCUUCUUUCCACUGACCUUCACGUUUGUCAACGUGUUGUACUGGUUCCGGUUUGCAUCUUAUCUGUAAAUUCCUGAUUGGAUUGGGCACACUACCACCAGCCCAGCAACUAUGGAUAAAAACACCUCUGGAAAUAUAUUUAGUAACCAAUCAAUUCAGUUGACUGAAGCUGUAAGCUUGUCAACAUAAAAUGAACAAAGGGUUUGAUCUUGUACUCUGAAUGUAUGUAAUAUGAUAUAGUAGCGAGCUGUAGGAGUAGAGUAGAUAGUUUUUGUAUGCAUAU